Messenger RNA from Striga hermonthica, 1675 nucleotides. NCBI's taxonomy places the organism in Eukaryota, Viridiplantae, Streptophyta, Magnoliopsida, Lamiales, Orobanchaceae. The record is from the annotation of a GenBank genome assembly.
AAUCGACCUCAACCGCGUGAACAUCGUCGGCUCUCUGCCGCCAGAGCUUGGCCUGCUCACGAAUUUGGCCUUACUCCACGUCAAUUCCAAUAGAUUUUGCGGUGGCGUCUCCAAAACCUUCGCGAGGCUCCGGCUACUUUUCGAGUUCGACCUGAUCAACAACGAAUUCGUUUUUGGAAGGAACGUGAGGAAAACGAAAGGUCCGAAGGCUGUGGUGGCGGAUGAGGGCCUUGCUAGGUCAGCCGGCGGCGGGUUCCGGGAGGAUUCCGGCGGCGAUGACGUGGAUAUCAUCAUUGUCGGCGCAGGGGUUGCCGGGGCGGCUUUAGCUUGUACACUUGGCAAGGAGGGCCGUCGAGUUCAUGUAAUUGAAAGAGACUUGACGGAGCCAGAUCGUAUAGUUGGCGAACUUCUACAGCCCGGAGGCUAUUUAAAAUUGAUCGAGUUAGGUCUUGAAGAUUGUCUGGGAGAUAUUGAUGCUCAACGAGUUUUUGGUUAUGCCCUUUACAAGGACGGUAAAAGCACCAAGUUAUCGUAUCCCCUCGAGAAAUUUCACUCGGACGUUUCUGGAAGAAGCUUUCACAAUGGCCGUUUCAUACAGAGGAUGAGAGAGAAAGCUAAAACUCUUCGAAAUGUGAGACUUGAACAAGGAACAGUGACAUCCUUGCUUGAGGAAAAAGGAACGGUUAAAGGAGUACAAUACAAGACAAAGAAUGGUGAAGUCAUUACUGCUUAUGCUCCACUCACAAUUGUUUGUGAUGGCUGCUUUUCGAACCUAAGACGCUCGCUCUGUAAACCUCAGGUGGACAUCCCCUCUUGCUUUGUGGGUUUGGUCUUGGAAAAUUGCGAGCUACCAUUCGCGAAUCAUGGUCAUGUUAUUUUGGCCGAUCCUUCUCCUAUAUUAUUUUAUCCAAUCAGCAGUACAGAAAUACGCUGUUUGGUUGAUGUUCCUGGACAGAAGGUUCCCUCCAUAGCCAAUGGUGAAAUGGCUAAUUAUUUGAAGACUGUGGUGGCUCCUCAGGUUCCACCCGAGCUGCAUGAUGCAUUUAUUGCUGCUAUUGAAAAAGGAAACAUAAAGACCAUGCCCAAUAGGAGCAUGCCAGCAAAUCCUCAGUCGACUCCCGGUGCAAUUUUGAUGGGCGAUGCUUUCAACAUGCGCCAUCCGUUGACCGGCGGAGGAAUGACUGUGGCCCUUUCGGAUAUUGUCAUCCUUCGUGAUCUUCUCAGACCUAUACCUGAUAUAAAUGACGCGUACACUCUUUGCAAGUAUCUCGAAUCCUUCUAUACUCUCAGAAAGCCUGUGGCAUCAACAAUCAACACAUUGGCCGGAGCACUUUACAAGGUGUUCUUCGCAUCACCUGAUCCGGCCAGGAAGGAAAUGCGUGAAGCUUGUUUCGACUAUCUGAGCCUUGGAGGUGUCUGCUCUAAUGGGCCCAUUGCUAUACUUUCUGGGCUAAACCCACGUCCUUUAAGCCUCUUUCUCCAUUUCUUUGCUGUGGCUAUUUAUGGAGUUGGUCGGUUGUUGCUCCCCUUUCCUUCGCCUAAAAGGGUAUUGUUGGGAGCCAGGUUGCUCUCGGGUGCAUCUGGAAUCAUUUUCCCGAUUAUAAAAGCUGAGGGAGUUAGACAGAUGUUCUUCCCUGCCACUCUUCCUGCCUACUACAGAGCUCCCCCUGUUUAA